Thrips palmi is the source of this 3062-nucleotide messenger RNA. Its product is annotated as lipoma-preferred partner homolog. The record is from RefSeq and is a predicted model, not a curated record. Gene Ontology annotation, cellular component: stress fiber; focal adhesion. The coding region runs from base 303 to 1775 and encodes 490 amino acids. The transcript has 10 exons. NCBI's taxonomy places the organism in Eukaryota, Metazoa, Arthropoda, Insecta, Thysanoptera, Thripidae. Gene Ontology annotation, biological process: cell-cell adhesion.
CUGCACACUGCACUGCGUUGUGUGUGGGCGGUGACCCUACUCGCUGGCACCAGCCGACACCCUCUCCUCCAAAGUGUUGAUAUUUGUGCAAAAAUAGCCGAAUUGUGCAGAAUUCGGACUUCCCUGCUGCUCUUCGAAGAUCUACCGCCCGUUAAAACGCAUGGUUGAAGGCAUGCAACUUCUGCUUUUCCUGAAGAAAGAGAAACUGAACCAAGGAGGUGGCAUCCAACCCUAGUUUCUUCGUCAGCCCGUCCGCCUCAAAGCAAACUAUACAGGCCUCAUUCAGCAUUCAAAGGAAAACAAUGGCAAGCCACUUGGAACACCAGCUGGCGGGGUUGCAAAUCAAUCACAGUGAGUCAGGUGACUCGGGACCCGGGAAUGCAUCACCUUCUUUCCAAGGCAGUCCAAGCAGAAAAAUAGGACCGGCUGUUCCCCCAAAACCGUCCAAAAAGGCCACACCCCUGGUUCCAAAGAGUUAUUCCCUCAAUGGGCCUUGUGAGCCUUCCUACAGUAUUCCGUUGCAAAGUGGAGGAUCAACAAGCCCAGAUAAACCAAGUGUUCCCCUUUACACAAAUCUACCUCACAGUCAAAGCCCUGGAAUGAUGGGAAGAAUGAACAACACAGCCACAUACAGUAACCUGCCGGAAACACAACGACAAGCAGUCUACAGCAACACAUACAGUAACUACCCAAGUUUUCAGCAAGCCAGCCGAACUGCGGCACCAGAGAUGCCACCACCACCACCUGAACCAACCACCGCACCACCUCCCGAGGAAGUGCCAGAAACUUCGCCAGAAGACCUGCCUCCACCACCUUCUCCUGUUAGCUCAAGCUAUUCUGAACUUAGACGAGCAACUUAUCAACCAGGAUAUCAGCCCUCAUAUCCACCAAGCUUCCCUUCUAAUUAUCCACCUGAUUAUUCAACCUAUGGAUCAUCAUCUCAAAGUUCAUCGACAUAUGAAUCCAUCUACGAACCAAUCAAUCCUCGACCUCCAUCACAGUUGUCUUCCCGUUCCAAUUAUUCUUUGUAUGCACCGUAUACUGGCAGUCAACAAGGAACACUCCAACGAGGAGGGCAUACCUCUGCUCAUAAUGAAAAAGAGGCAGAGGUAGAUGCACUCACUGAUUUACUUGUUCAAUCCAUGGAUGGAUCAACAGACUCAGACAUCUACGGUAUCUGCACCAAAUGUGGUGAAAAAGUUGUUGGAGAGGGCUCUGGUUGUACAGCAAUGGAUCAAGUGUAUCACAUUAGGUGCUUUACUUGCUGUGACUGUGCUGUACAGUUACAAGGGAAACCAUUUUAUGCUCUGGAGGGUAAACCCUACUGCAAAGAAGAUUAUUUGAAUACCCUGGAAAAAUGUUCGGUCUGUCUCCAACCUAUUUUGGAUCGUAUCCUGCGAGCUACUGGGCGCCCUUACCAUCCACAAUGCUUUUGUUGUGUUGUCUGUGGAGAAUCCCUUGAUGGUAUUCCUUUUACAGUUGAUGCCACCAAUCAAAUCCAUUGCAUUCAAGACUUUCACAAAAAAUUUGCUCCACGUUGCUGUGUGUGCCAGAAGCCUAUCAUGCCAGAAGCUGGGCAAGAUGAAACUGUUAGGGUUGUUGCUUUGGAUCGAAGUUUUCACAUCCAAUGUUAUAAGUGCGAGGAUUGUGGACUUGUCUUGUCCACCGAAGCAGAAGGCCGAGGCUGCUAUCCUCUGGAUGACCAUGUUUUGUGCAAGAGCUGCAAUGCUAAGCGAGUUCAAGCUCUUACAUCGCACAUGACCACAGAGCUGUAAAUAAAAUAGUAUCUGGAGUGGAAAGCAGAUGCUUUCAGGUCUCCCAAAAUCAGCAUUCUUUCUGAUUUUUCAGUCAAGUUAUGUAGAGUAUGUAUAAAUUUGAAGAAAUUUAAAUUAUGCUUUUGUUCACUGAAGUGAACAUCUAAAUACUACAUCCAUGAGUCAAGUUUUGGUCAGUAUUAUUAUAAAUGUUUGUAACAUUUUACUUGUUAAGGUUUUUAUGUCUUUUUUUUAAAAAAGCUUCUUACUGUAUUAUUUUGACCUCUUGAUGAGUAGCUUAUGUGCGUUCAUAUUGUUUUGGUUUAUAACCUUUAUGUGGUAAUUUACUAUCUUACCAUUAUGUUGGCAUUUUAUUACCGCUGUUGUAAGUUUGAUUGGACUCCCUUGUUGUUUUGUGCCCUGACUUGGACUGUAUUCCCCUCUUUUGAUGCACGGGACCAUAGUGCACUGUAAUGCUGCCUCUUAAUUGAUUGCUUACAGUGUUGACAGUAUUAUUCAGAAGACUUUGACAAAACUUUCCAUUGUACAAUUUGAAUUGUGUUAUUUGUCAUAGAACUUGCUCAGUCAAAUCAACUUCCUGACUGGUACUUAAAAUGAUUUUCUACCAUUGUAAUUUUUAUCUUUUUGUACACUUUUCAUAUGUAUUUUUAAACCUACUGUAUGUUGGGAAAGUAACUUGCAGACAACUCUAUCAAUUAUUUUAAUUGGGAUUUAUAUAAACUUUUAUUACAUAUUGUACUUUUAAAAAGUGUAGUGUGGAUGAAUCUGUAGUCAUUUUUUUUUUUUGCACAAGAGUCAUCUAGUACUCGCUUCUCUUCCAUUUUUCUGUAAGGAGGUAGAAACUGUUAAAUGAAUGAGACGACUGAAAUGAAAACUAAGGAAGACUGCUUCAAUCUGAUUGUACCAUAUUUCAUAACAAUAUCAGUUUUGUGAUACAAUAUUUCCCCUCAUGUGUUUAUCUCAAUUCCUUUACUUUCUGAGUUUUUUUAUUAUGUGAGUGAAAAUGUUCUGAUAAGGCCAUUUACCCCUUCUCUUUGUCACAUGUACCUAUACGGUGCAUUAUGAUGUGAUGUGGCUUUAUGGAAUGAUUUUGUUGUAAAAUCAUGCUCAUUGUUGGACUUAAAUGUAUACAUUCCAUGCCCUUACUUGUCAUUGGUAUAAUGAAUUGUGCCCUUUGAUACUUUGUGAGAUCUACACAAAUGCUAUAUGUGCCAUUGUGUCAUACUUAACUUUUUAAAAAUUGUUGUACAGAAAUUGUUUAUUAAAUGGUUAUACAGUGGUAAUCAA